ACAGAUGGAGGGGACGCCCACCACCCAGGCUUUCCUGUAGUACACACUUCCGGAAAGUUCACUCGCUGCUUCUUUCUCACCUCUCCACCUGAGUGUAUCCAGAGCUUGGAUAAAAUUUAGGAGUCAUUCACGAAAAUGAGUGAAAUUAAACCGAUCGAGUCCGCUCCGACUGAAGACAGCGCAGAGGAAACGGACUGGGCUGCGGCCAAAGCUUUCUUCGACAGCCUCAAAACUGAAAAACCGAGACCUGUAAGUUCACAGAGUUUUGACAAAGUUUUAUUUUAAGCUGUUCACCCAUAUUCUCUUUAAUGUAACACGUGCUGCUGUUAAUGCUUAUCCCACUUUCCCCUCACUCGCAGCCUAAACCCCGUUAUGCUGUCACCAUCGCCGUCUCCUCUCGGACCCUCUUCAACAUGGUGGAAGAGAGGAAGAUCUACGAGGAAGAGGGACUGGAGAAGUAUGUGGCCCAUCAGGUGGAGCAUGAGAGCGAGCCUCUGAAACCAGGAGCAGCUUUUCCCUUUGUCAAGGUAGGGUGUACAAUAGGGGCCAGAACAUGGAGGCUGCCAACCUGUUGUUGCAGAUCACCAUAAGCUGAGGGGUGUGGUCCACAUGAAGCAUUUUUGUUGAUUCAGUUCAGACCAGGAAGAGCUGGCUUUACAAAAAGAGACCGUUUAACUCCUUGUGUACAUAAACUUUUUAGAUGAAGGCGUGUUGCAUAGAGAAGGCACACUAAUACCUUAUACUUGCACAAACGCCUGGCCAGUGAAGCUGGCUCUGAUUUGGAUGUUACACUCAAAGCCACACCUCAGCUAUUAUGCAAUUUGACAUCUGGCAUGAUUCAACCCAUCACGUUUUUUUCUGCAAGCCAUAAUAAUGCUUUUUAGAGCAGAAAAUAAAUGUUAAAGCUUGUCUAUCGCCCCCCUGUUCAACUGUAUCAGUCAUUCUUGACAUGCAGCCAGACAGGUUAUAAAAUCACACCAGUCCUCAGCGAGGAAAUGCAGCUGCUGUUUAAGAGGAUUAAAGCAGAAAGCUACUGUGCAAAUCUGCAGGAAAGUCAGAUGAUGUUUUAAACUACUGUCCUAUAUGUUUAUACUUUAAAUACAAAGUUUUCAGCUGAACUGACAAAAUGAUUUUGGAGCUCCUGUGAGGAACUUUUAGUGCCUUUGACAAUUUUGGCGCCCCCUGCAGACAAAGCAUCUUGUUACGCUCAAAGCUCCUGUGAGGAGUUUUUGUGCAUUAAUGAAAUAGACUGAAAUUGAUGUUGAUGUAUUUUGAUGAUGUACAAAAGCAAGCGAGUCCAUCAGUGAUGAGAUUGAAGACUUGUGUUGUUGUUUUUUUUAAUGCCUGAAACUAAAACGAGUGGGGAGGUGUCAGCUGUGCAGCUGAAGCAACAACCCCGUUUAGACAUUUUCAAAAUUAAAAAAAAAAUAGCCUAGAUGAUAAACUUUUAUGUCAUGUCAGCAGGAUGAGAUUUUUUUUUUCAGAAGGCAGUGUUCAAACAUAGUGGACAAGAAAAGCAAAGACCAAUUGUCCACAGAAAACACAAACUGCAAGGUCCUCACAGGAGCUUUAUUGAGUGACUUACAACAACAAAUGUCAUUAUGCUGACCAUUUCACUGAUUUCACUGUUACAUAUAUCUUUCAUUGUUUAAAUUGCAAAAACAGGGCUUCUUCCACAGCUGACCCCCCCUUUGUACUGGCUCCUGCCAUUAAAAACUAUGAUACAAAAACUGUCACUGAUGGUCUUGUUUGCUUUUGUAUAUCAUGAGAGGGCAUCAAUAUGAAUUUCAGUCUUUAUCAGCAAUGUCAAAAAGAAAAAAGUAAAACAUCAAAGGAGCUUUAAAAUGCAAUAAAGCUAACAAAUCAGUGUCCUGCCUCUGAUAUCCGUCAGGCCAAAGAACCUCGUUCACAUCCGCUUUGAUUUUCUCCCUGACCCAGCAGUGGGGGAAAAUGUCUACCAUGGCAUAUCCAUCCCUAUCAUUCAUCUGGAUGUAUAGGUCACUUGAGGCCUCUUUUAUUCUCUGACAAAUGAUUUAAGCAUUCAUCUAAUUGAGUUAGCACAGGUAGGACAUGAGGGAGACUAAUCGGACAUCAGGGUGUUGCGUUUUGAUUGCCAGUGUCUACAAGUGAACAAAGUGUGCUUGAGGAUGCAGUUUGUAUUCAGAGGUUAGCAGAACUGUGACUUGGAGUGAGACCAAGGGAAGUGAUCUUAGAGUUGAGCAGCAUGGAGUUGAAAUGUGCGCUCCAGGUUGUCAGAAAUUAGUGCAUAAUUCCAAUUUUUGUGUGUACACAAUGAUGAAAAACUUGUUGAUUAUGUACUGAAAAUAAAUGAAAAUGUUGACUGCAAAUAUGGUUGUCUAAAUAUACUUAGAUGACUAUUAAUAUGCCUGGGUGGUGUAACACAAAGGUGAAGUCUUAAAGUUGCAAACACUGGAUCUUUAUUACCCUCGUAACAGCCACCAUAUAUCACAGAGACCAGCCUGACAGCUUCUUAUGCAACAGUAUGUGCACAUAUGAAGAGUGCCACACGCUGCACAUGUUCUGCAUAUUGAAAGGUACAACUUAAACCGAAUUAGAUUUAUUUAAACAAGCCUACACUUUACGAAACAACUGAGUGGUGUGAUGAAGACAUCGUGUGAUUUUCUGCUCAGUUCAUUGCCUAACCUGAGUUACAAUGUCUGUACAAAACUGAACAGAAAACCCUUAAAGGCACAUUCGUUGUUUUUUAAUGUUGUUUUUAGAACUUGGUGUUCUCCCCCCGGGCUGUCUGAUUUAACUGAAAAAAAAGGAGAAACUGAGGUUCACAUUACGUCAAAUCUGUGUUGAAAUUUCAUGUUGUUCGCUUGACUCAACAUCCUGGCUCUCGGUGUUUGUCCUCCACACACAGGCUCUGAUGACCGUCAACACUCGACUGAGGGCUCUCUACCCGGACAGUGAGGAGCUGUUUGACAUCGUCUUGAUGACAAACAACCAUGCCCAGGUUGGAGUGCGCCUCAUAAACAGCAUCAAUCACUACGGUACGCUAUGUCCUGACCUGACAUUAACUGUCAAACACUGCAGGUAGACACUGAUUUCCUCCUGCAGCUCUCUCAAAUCCUUUUUUAUUUACUUUCAGAUUUAACCAUUGAGAGAUUCUGUAUGACUGGAGGUAAAAGCCCCAUAGGAUACCUGAAGGCCUACAUGACGAAUCUUUACCUCUCCAAGGACUCUGAGAAAGUCACAGAGGCCAUCGAGGAAGGUGAGGAAGAUCAUAAUCUCCAUUUCUCUUAGACAUAACCUUUUCUGGUUCAUAAAUAAAUCAGUGCAUCCUUGCAUGUCAGUCGCCUCAGGGCGUGUUUGUACUACACUGAUAUUUACACUGUCAUGUUGGUUUUGUUUGUGAUUCACACCCGACCCCACACUGUGCAGCAAGAAGAAACUGCAGGAAGACGGCAUGUGAUUCAUGGCCCCCUGUGGUCUCAAUGCACAGAAAACAAACUUGUCUGAAACAUUCAGAUAUAGCUGUGGCACAACCUAUUAAACAUUUGACUUGAAAAUAGUGUUUUAUGAACUGAUAUAAGCUGACAAAGGCAGCAAAUGCAAAACACGUCCAGUUUCUGUAUGUGGGAAUCAUGUACUGUUAUUACUACUGUAUCACAGCAAAAUCAUUUUGAGGAUUUUGAACAUUUGUCUAUGAGAGACAGUUUCCUUAAGGUUUCUGUAGGGAACUUUGAACUAGAUUUUAAAAAGUAUCUCGUUUCUCCUGAUAUAUCAGUGUCACCUACAACAGAAAAUAAGCCCAUUGAUUGGAGGGAAGAUAAGAUAUUUCUAAAUAGUCUAACUCCUACUUUCAGAAUUCGUUGAUCAGGUCUGCCCACUGACAAAACGAUUAACGGCACGCAGGCCGGAAGUUACAGCACUUACACAGGGCGAGGAGCAGUGAGUUGUUGCCAAGCGAGCCAGUGAGAACAAAGCAAAAACAAAUAGCUACACAUGGCCGAUGAUGGGAUGGGGUCCACAAAAAGAAAGCGAAUUAGAACAGAAGAGCAAAAAAAAAAAAAAAAACGAAAAGGGAAUGUGAUUGAGCAAGGGCAAAAACAAGAUAAUUCCUUGGCGAGGUGGAGAGAGUUGCGGGGCUUGAAGGGAUUCAAGUCAGAUCUUGAAUUUGCCCAGUUCCUUCUAGACAGAUAACGUGAGCUGUGCUUUUUUACACUGUUGGCUUAUUGAUAUGACAAUAACACAUUACCAAGGAAAUGUGACAACUUUAGCUUUAUACACUAAUCUACGGCCAAGUUAUCUAGACUAAUCUGUUUGUUGUAGGUUUCCUGUUACAAAUGGGACGUAACUGUAGGCUAAAAAUACAAGUCACAAUAUACAAAAUUACUUUGUUUCACCAACGGCAUAUUAUAUUUCAUAGAGAUAAAAAUAUAUACAUAACCUCAUCACUACGCAUCCUGCAGAUAGCCAAAAAAUAAAUAGAUAAAUAAAAAAUACAAAAAAUAAUUCUAAGUACCGGUAAGUUCCAUCUUGAUUCAUUCGCCUCCAAAACAAAUACAUGCCAGACCAAAGACUUUGUAAGUCUUUGUACAGCUGCUUUAACAGGUUUAACUUUUUGUAACAAAUGCACAUUUUCUUGAAAUUACAUACAAAAAAUAAUAUUUGAAGUUUAAUUGAUAGAGGAAAUAAUCAUCUUGUUGUGUUACUUUCAUCUGAAGGCCACCAUUUGUGAUACAUGCUAACUGUACCUUUUCAACACAAUUUCUAUGACCAGAUAUACCUCUGUUGGAUCUUUUAAAUUCAAACUCUUUAAUCUUUUGAAUUAAUUUAGCACCUAAUGAUCAGCUAUAUAUGCAGAGAUAAAGUGUGAUUAAUCUACUCUAGACCCAAACAGGUUGACACCAUUUAUCAUAUCUGGUAAAGUUGGAACAACCUUUUUGUUUUUAGGGAAGGAAAACUGAAAUUUGUCAGGGUUUUCUUUAACGUGUUGUAAUCUUGGAGACUUUUUGUUGAUGGUGUUAAACAACCCUUCCCUUCAGGGAUCGCUGCAGCCACCAUGUUUAUGCCAGACACAGAGACACAGUUGAGUGACACUCAGCUGAGGGUGGCGUUUGAUGGCGAUGCUGUCCUUUUCUCUGAUGAGUCCGAGAUCAUUGUGAAGAAACACGGCCUGGAUACCUUCUUUCAGCAUGAGAAACAGUUUGAGAACAAGCCUCUUGCUCAGGUAGCUUCAAAAUGACUCUUCAUCUGCCCCAGUGUUCCUAAUCAGUAAAUUUUUUUAGUCAUCCUGCCUCGUCUUCUCUCCUAGGGUCCCCUAAAGUGUUUCCUGGAGGCUCUUGGUAAGCUUCAGAGAAAAUUCUAUGCCAAGAAUGAGCGCAUGAACUGUCCAAUCCGAACCUUCCUGGUCACGGCCCGCAGCGCUGCCAGCUCCGGGGCUCGAGUCUUGAAGACUCUCCGCAGCUGGGGCCUGGAGAUUGACGAAGCUCUGUUCCUGGCUGGUGCUCCUAAAGGGCCCCUGCUGCAAAAAAUCAGACCUCAUAUCUUCUUUGACGACCAGAUGUUUCAUAUUGAGGGCGCCAAGGAACUGGGAACCAUUUCUGCACACGUUCCCUAUGGGAUUGGACAAAAGUACAACAGAGGGAAACUUAUUGAGCAGCCAGAGAAAAAGGAAUAAAGUAAAAGUGGUUAAAAUAAUACUAACUCUGCAUGAUAGUGUCAUCUGCAUACAGAGAUACCUGCAACAAGAUACAAUACUGUAAUUAGAAGAAGAAAAAAAAAAACAGUAAAAGCACUAGUUUUAGAGGACAUAGGUAAUGAAUUGAUAAUUCAUCAUACAAAGUUGUGUAUAUUUUUGCUUCUUAAGAGGUUUUUUACAGGGAUAGUGGUUGGGAAGUGUGUUUUCUAAAGAAGUGUUACUUCACUCUGUACUCCUUUUGUAAGGGAUAUUCAAACGUAUAGCAUGUUUGUGCCUUUUAACCUCACUGUAUACUGUGUACUUUUAUAUUUUUUCUUGACAGUUUUAUACAAUAGGAACAUUUAUUUUCAUUAGCUUAGUUUAGCCCUUUGUCUAUGCUCAGUGUGACAAAGGCAGGGGAACUACAAAACUGUUUAUUCCUUUGUCAGAUUUUGGACCUGUCAAACAUUUAGCAGUCAAUUUGCACAUUUUUGCAACACUUCAUUUCCUUUAUUUAUGUUUUUUGAACAUGUGCGUGCAACACAAACUCGUGUUAACUUAACUCAUAUCAGUUUUAAAUGGUUAUUUAGCUCAGUAUCUGCCUUUAUCUCACAGGAAUCACUGAUGCUAUGUGUCUGUUACUCUCUCUGCUGUUGUUGAGCACAAACUCUACACAACACAAACUUUAGACUUGUACUGCAACAUUUAUUCUCAGUUUUUAUGCUUUUACAUUAUAUCUGGCAGCACAAUUAAUACUUUUCUAAUAUGUUCUUGUGUUCUUUUAAGACCUCGUGUUUUAUACUGAAAAGAUCAGCAAUUUUAUGCAUAACUCCACACCUUUUACAAGCUACACUUGCUUGUAAAACAUGUUUUACAUUGACAGUGUUCAUGUCGAUACCCCGGAUAAGGGUGAUUUGUCACUUUCUUUACCUUAACUUUAAAGUAGUGUGUGCCUUUAGAGUUACUGGAGGUGGAACUUAGUGGAUUGAGUGUGGAGGUGGGUUGAAAAAAUGAAUGGGGGUAACAGUUGCUGUGUAAUUUUUCUUUAUUUUUUUUAAAAGAGUGAUGCAAAAAUCAUGAAAGGUUUUCAGGAUGAUUUUUGGUCUUGAUAAAUGUUGUAUCAAUUUUGUUUAACAUGAUAUUUUAUGUUCAUAAAAGCUUUUGAAAACGUUUUCUGGUACUGUUAUUUCAUUUGUUAGGUUUUUAUAUUCAAAGGUAGCAGAAAAUGUUGCAUCAUUUUUUAAAAAAUUGUCUUUCAGCUAUGAAUGACUCUUAAAUCUCCGAACCUUUUCGUGAGACUUGACCCCUGAAUAAAAUCACUACAUGAAUGAAA
This is a messenger RNA of Xyrichtys novacula (pearly razorfish), 6983 nucleotides long. NCBI's taxonomy places the organism in Eukaryota, Metazoa, Chordata, Actinopteri, Labriformes, Labridae. The record is from the annotation of a GenBank genome assembly.